This is a messenger RNA of Cylindrotheca closterium, 351 nucleotides long. Lineage: Eukaryota; Bacillariophyta; Bacillariophyceae; Bacillariales; Bacillariaceae. The record is from the annotation of a GenBank genome assembly.
AUGUUCAAGUCCCUCCUAGUUUUGUUGCUUGCUUUCCUUGCUGUCGUCUCGGCCACCGUCCACAACGAGGAUGACAACAACCAGAAGAGACGCCUUCAAACGAGUGCUCCCGUAGUGUUUGUCCCUGUUGCUGUCCCAGUCGCUGUCCCCGUGGCGGUUCCUGUGAUGGCAACUCCCAUCAUGGUUCCCACCAUGCCUGCUGUUGGUACCUCCAAGUCAGGUAAAGGUAAAGGUAAAGGAGGAUCUUCCGCCAAGGGCCCCAAGUCCGCGAAGGGCCCCAAGACCGCCAAGCGAACCUUUGUGGCCGAAGCCAGAGGUGCUAGAUUGUACAUGGACGGCACUCGAAAGUAA